Paralichthys olivaceus (Japanese flounder) is the source of this 6673-nucleotide messenger RNA. The record is from RefSeq and is a predicted model, not a curated record. Lineage: Eukaryota; Metazoa; Chordata; Actinopteri; Pleuronectiformes; Paralichthyidae.
AUGACGAGCAGUAAGAAGGUGGAGUCAGAGGUCGGGGCUGGCACAGCUAAGAAGGAUUCCAAGAGGAAGAGAGAGUCAUCAGUCAGCGAUGAUGUGGAGGUGAAGAGUCCACCACCAUCACCUCCUGAAGAUGAAGAUGAUGACGGUGUACAGAAGCGUCGUUCCAGCCGCCAGGUCAAGAGGAAGAGGUACACUGAAGAUCUGGAGUUUAGGAUUUCAGAGGACGAUGCCAGUGGAGAUGACUCACCAGCACCAAAAUCCCCGUCUUCAUCAUCCCAACAACAGGAUGUGGCUGAAGCUGAGGGGCCCAUUGUGGAGAAGAUCAUGGGCUUGCGCACCUCCAAAAAACAGCUGGAGGAGGGGGAGGAGGAAGUGGAGGUGGAGGAGUUCUAUGUCAAGUUCAAGGGCUUCUCGUACCUCCACUGUCGCUGGGCAGACUUGCCGGAGCUGGAGAAGGACAAGAGAGUGCACCAGAAGAUCAAGAGGUUUAGGGCAAAGCAACAACUCAACACCUUUAUAACUGAGAUGGAUGAUGAGCCUUUUAACCCAGACUACGUGGAGGUGGACCGUGUCCUGGACAUUUCAGAGAGCACAGAUGAAAAUGGAGAGACGGUGACCUUAUAUUUGGUGAAAUGGUGCAGUCUGCCCUACGAGGACUCCACAUGGGAGCUGAAGGCUGACAUCGACCAGUCCAAGAUAGACGAAUAUGAACGCAUCGCAGCACGCACACCUAACAUUAAGAGAGUGGAUCGGCCUCCUGCAGCCGAAUGGAAAAAGCUGGAGGGCUCCAAAGAAUACAGGAAUAGCAACUCACUCAGGGAAUACCAGUUAGAAGGCCUCAACUGGCUUACCUUCAACUGGUACAACUCACGCAACUGUAUCUUGGCUGAUGAGAUGGGUCUAGGGAAGACCAUCCAGUCCAUUACGUUCCUGUACGAAAUAUUCAUGAAGGGCAUUGAGGGGCCGUACCUGGUGAUUGCCCCUCUUUCCACCAUUCCCAACUGGGAGAGAGAAUUCAGGACCUGGACUGAGCUCAACGCUGUGGUCUACCAUGGCAGCCAGGCCAGCCGCAAGACCAUCCAGGCCUACGAGAUGUACUAUAGAGAUGCACAGGGUAAAAUAAUAAAGGGAGCUUAUCGGUUUAAUGCUGUUAUAACAACCUUUGAGAUGAUUCUGGCUGACUGUCCGGAGCUUCGCAGCAUCCCAUGGCGCUGUGUGGUGAUAGAUGAAGCCCAUCGCCUCAAAAACCGAAACUGUAAACUGCUGGAAGGACUCAAAAUGAUGGACAUGGAGCACAAAGUUCUGUUGACAGGAACUCCCCUCCAGAACACUGUGGAGGAGCUCUUCAGCUUACUCAACUUCCUGGAGCCUGAGAGAUUUCCCUCUGAACAGACAUUCAUGACUGAAUUUGGAGACCUCAAGACUGAAGAGCAGGUUCAGAAACUGCAAGGCAUUUUGAAGCCCAUGAUGCUGAGAAGACUGAAAGAGGAUGUGGAGAAGAACUUGGCCCCUAAGGAGGAGACCAUCAUUGAGGUGGAGCUGACCAACAUCCAGAAGAAAUACUAUCGGGCCAUUCUGGAAAGGAACUUCACCUUCCUGUCCAAAGGGGGUGCAGGAGGAGGUGGCGGCGGCGGCGCUGGAGGAUCCAGUGUCCCCAACCUCCUCAACACCAUGAUGGAGCUGAGAAAAUGUUGCAACCACCCCUACCUCAUUAAUGGUGCGGAAGAAAAGAUCAUUGAUGAGUUCAGGGACUCCCACGGAGGCUGGCCCGAUUUGCCAGACAUGGCUCUCCAGGCCAUGGUCCAGGCUGCAGGCAAGCUUGUGCUCAUUGACAAGCUGCUGCCCAAACUGAAGGCAGGUGGACACAGAGUCCUGGUGUUUAGUCAGAUGGUCCGCUGUCUGGACAUCCUGGAGGACUACCUCAUCCAGAAAAGAUAUCCGUAUGAGCGUAUAGACGGCAGAGUUCGUGGUAAUUUGCGGCAGGCAGCCAUCGACCGGUUCUCUAGACCAGACUCGGACCGUUUUGUCUUCCUGCUGUGUACACGAGCUGGAGGGCUGGGCAUCAACCUUACGGCAGCCGACACCUGCAUCAUCUUUGACUCGGACUGGAACCCUCAGAACGACCUGCAGGCCCAGGCCAGGUGUCAUCGUAUCGGCCAGUCAAAGGCGGUCAAGAUAUACCGUCUGAUCACCAGGAACAGCUACGAGAGGGAGAUGUUCGACAAGGCCAGUCUGAAGCUGGGGCUGGACAAGGCCGUGCUGCAGAGCAUGAGCGGACGGGAAAACGCCAACAGCGGGGUCCAGCAAUUGUCCAAGAAGGAGAUCGAGGACCUGUUGAGGAAGGGAGCCUACGGAGCUCUAAUGGACGAGGAAGACGAAGGCUCAAAAUUCUGCGAGGAAGAUAUCGACCAGAUCCUCCAGAGACGAACUCACACCAUCACCAUAGAGUCUGAGGGGAAGGGCUCUACAUUUGCUAAGGCCAGUUUUGUUGCAACCGGUAACCGAACAGACAUUUCUCUGGAGGAUCCAGACUUCUGGCAGAAAUGGGCCAAGAAGGCUGAGCUGGACCUGGAUGCCAUGAAUGGACGGAACACACUAGUGAUUGACACACCAAGGGUGAGGAAGCAGACACGCCACUUCAGCAGCGUCAAAGAGGACGAAAUGCUGGAGUUCUCAGAGCUGGAGAGCGACGAGGACGAGCCAAGCAAACCCUCAUCCAAACCACGACGACCCCAAGACAAAGCCCAGGGCUACCCCCGGUCCGAGUGCUUCAGGGUGGAGAAGAACCUACUGGUCUAUGGAUGGGGCAGGUGGAGUGACAUCCUGGCCCACGGUCGCUUCAAGCGCCCUCUCAAGGAGGCGGAUGUGGAAACCAUCUGCAGAGCCCUGCUGGCCUACUGCCUGCUGCAUUACAGAGGAGACGAGAACAUCAAAAGUUUUAUCUGGGACCUUAUCACCCCGAGUGAAGAUGGGACCACUAAGACGCUGACCAACCACUCCGGUCUAUCUACCCCAGUGCCUCGGGGUAGGAAAGGCAAGAAGGGGAAGCCCCAGGCCCCACCUCCACAGACCCCGCGAGCCGAUUGGCUGGCCAGCUGUAAUCCUGACCACUUACUGCAAGAGGAUAGCUACAAGAGACACCUGAAACAUCACUGUAACAAGGUGCUGCUGAGGGUGAGGAUGCUGUAUUAUCUGAGACAGGAAGUCAUAGGCGACCAGGCCGAGCACAUCCUGGAAGGAGCCGAUACCAGUGAGCUUGAUAUCUGGAUUCCCCAGCCGUUCCAUGCUGAGGUCCCAGCCGACUGGUGGGACGGUGAGGCCGACAAAUCCCUGCUUCUCGGUGUCUUCAAACACGGCUAUGAGAAGUACAACUCAAUGCGGGCCGACCCCACCCUGUGUUUCUUGGAGAGGAUGGGCAUGCCGGACGCCAAGGCUAUCGCCGCUGAGCAGAGGGGUGCCGACAUGAUGGCAGAUGGCGUUGAGGGGGAGGAUGAGGAUCCAGAGUACAAGCCAAUGCGAAUGCCUUUUAAAGAUGAAAUGGAUGACUUCACCAACUCUCCGCUGGAUGACACAAUAGAGGGAGACACUGAAGCCACUAAAUCAAGUGAAAACGGUCAAAGUGCAACUACUGGGGGCGGAGCUUCAGGCUCCAACGAGCGCCUUUAUUGGCCUGCAGCCUCAGCUCUGACAGCCCGCCUGCGUCGCCUCAUCACAGCAUACCAGCGCUCCAACCGAAAAGAGCAGCUCCGCCAAGAGGCCCUCAACCGCCCUGAUGGUCGCCGCCGUCGACGCAGGGACUUCCUGCCUUCCAUCCCCAUGGUUACCGAGGCAGGAGGAGGGGCAACCUACAUCCAAGAUGGAGCGACAGUGUUCCUGACAGAAGGAAGCCCAUAUCUGGCCAAAGGAAGUGCUUACUUUGCCAAAGGUGGACAGUUGAUAUCAGAGUCCUCACCAGUGAUGGCGGCCGGCUCCCUGAUGGCUGACGGAGCCAUGUACUACAAGGAGAGAAGACAAAGAUGGACUCGUCGUGAGGAGGCAGAUUUUUACCGCGUUGUGUCAACCUUCGGUGUCGUCUUUGACACCCAGCAUCAGAAAUUUGAUUGGUCACAGUUCAGGGCCUUUGCCCGAUUGGACAAAAAAACAGACGAGAGUCUGGAGAAAUAUUAUUACUCUUUUAUUGCCAUGUGCAAACGGGUCUGCAGGAUGCAGGUCAAGACUGAAACAGAACUCCCAGACCCAACCCUGAUCAUCGACCCUAUCACUGAGGAGCGUGCCUCUCGCACUCUGUACCGCAUCGAGCUGCUCCGCCGCAUUCGAGAGCAAGUCCUCCCCCACCCCUUGCUUUCCGAGCGCCUCAAGCUCUGCCAGCCCUCUCAAGACCUCCCAGAGUGGUGGGAGUGUGGCCGCCAUGACAGGGACCUCAUUCUGGGCGCCUCUAAGCACGGUGUGAGCCGGACAGAUUAUCACAUCUUAAAUGACACUACGUUGGACUUUCUGGAGGCCCAUCAGCGCUUCAACAGCCAGCGAGGGGCUGGGAUGGGCAUGGGAACCCAGGGAGAGAUGACCAAAGCUGGAAUGGGAACUGCAGAAAGCACCCCUGCACCUCUCCUUACUCCAGCAGAACUGGCGAGCGCUGCUGCUGCUGCCAAAAUUGCUGUUAGUGCAGCUGAAGAGGUGAAGACUGAGGAAGGAAAAACAGAAAUUGAGGUGAAAAAGGAAACUGAUGAAGAUUCCAACGACAUUCCAUGUACCAAGACUGAAACCCCUGAUGAACAGAAAAAUAAUGAGGGAGAGGUUGGAAAAGAGGCUACUGCUUCACCAAGAAAGGAGGUCAAUCAGGAGGAAGCCCAGCCAAAAGUAGAAAAAGAGGAGAAGGAAGAGGUGAAAGAAGAGCAGAGAGAAGACGAGAAGACUUCCAAACCAGCAGAAGAGGAAUCUAAAGACUUGACAGAAGAGAAGAGUCUGAGCCUUGACUCUCAAAGGGACCAGGAGGAAAUGACCAUUGAGCUCUCAGAACAUCCUGAGUCUUCUCCUAAAUCACAACCAGGCCACAAGAUUGAGAGGGAGGAAGAGAGAGAGGUGAAGGAGAACCCAGAGUCUCCUAAAUCUCUUAAGUCAGCUGACACAGAGAAGAGCCCAGAGGAGGAAGAGGAGGAGAGGAUGGACGAAGACGACAAAUCAGAGAAAUCCUCGCAGGCUGAGGCGAGUGCUGCAUCAGAACAGAAGAACUUUGAUGAGGAGAGCAUCGCAUCUCUGAGCACAUCAGCCCGCGACGAAACCAGAGAUGGCUUCUGCCCCGACGACCUACCGGAAACUUCUGCACUGCAAGCCUUACAGGACCGUGCCUAUGCCUUCUCAUUCUGGCCUAAGGAUCGAUUGAUGAUUAACAGGAUGGAUAACAUCUGCGAGACUGUCCUGAAGGGCAAGUGGCCUGUCAACAGACGCCACAUCUUUGACUUCCCCGGCAACCUGUUGCCAGGGCAUGGCUCCGCAGUAACCACGGCAGCUGUAGCCACGGCAACUGACAGCCCACUGCAGAGGCGGAGCCUGGCUGAGCUGACGAUGGCGGGCAUCCAUACACCUUACAGUGGGAAUGAUGAUACAACACUAUCGCCACAGGUUCAUGAGGGCGCUCUGAGCCUGACAAUGCCCAGACAGAGGAGGAGGAGAAGAAGAAAGAUCGAGAUAGAGGCAGAGAGGGCGGCCAAGAGACGCAACCUGAUGGAGAUGGUGGCUCAGCUUAGAGAGAGCCACGCUGCUGCUGAGUCCCAGAGCCAGGCUAUAGACCUAACCAAGGGUAUGCAUCAUCACCACAAGGCAUCUCCCUCAUUGGCUGGAUUUCCCAGUGCCCUGGUGACAAGCUCCUCCCUCAAGGCCCAGAUGGAGUUGCUUCAGCAAGCGCCAACCUCUGGACAAAGAGCCAACGGUUCACUGGAGGCUGACCUGCCCAUCAUGAGAAGAAGACGAGGCCGCAGGAAAAAUGUGGAGGGCCUGGAGUUGCUCUUCAUGGGCAACAAGAGAGCAGGAGGGGAUGAUGCUGACGGGACAAAGGUCUCAGUGGGGGAGAGGGUUCAGGAUUCCACCCGGGCCCACAGAUCGAACACCAUCCCAGAGCAGAGCCCUAGUGCCAGAUCUAUGGCUUCUGGCAGUAUGGAAGAGGAGGAGGCAGCAGUGUCAAACAAGGAGCUGGGAGAGUGGCUGAGGCAGCACCCGACGUACACCAUGGACAUGGCUGGAUUCACACCAAAGAAUGAGGAGUUACUGUUGUCUCAGUUCUCUAAGCCCAAGCAGAAGCGCCAUCGCUGUCGAAACCCCAACAAGAUCGACAUCAACACCCUGACUGGAGAGGAAAGAGUGCCUGUGAUCAACAGACGUAAUGGACGCAAGAUGGGCGGGGCUAUGGCUCCACCAAUGAAGGAGCUUCCCAGAUGGCUAUUGGAGAACCCAGAGUUUUCUAUUGCCCCUGAUUGGACAGACAUCGUCAAACAGUCGGGUUUCCUCCCAGAAGCCAUGUUCGACCGCCUUCUGACUGGCCCUGUCGUCAGGGAGGAGGGCGUCCGUCGCCGGGGGCGACGACCCAAAUCUGAGAUCGCCAAGGCAGCAGCCGCUGCCCAGGCUGCUGCAGCAGCUCAGGCUGCCCAGGCAUCACUGGCCAAUGUUGCUUCAUCUGCAG